UGUAUCAUACCUUAACUGUGGGUAAAGUAUGACGUAAUUAACGUAGGAAAAUCUCGUACAAUUUCUUGUCAUUGUAAGGAAACUCUGGUAACUUAAAUAAUGAGAACCUCAAAAUACUUCAAGUGGUACAUUGUUACAGAAAUUAUUCUGACAUAAACAUUUUGGUGAUCGUCAAAGGACCACUGUUGAUUGCUGUAAUUAUUCUCCUGAUGCAUUUUCAAUACUAUUUGACAGUUAUGUCCUAAGAUUUCAGUUUAUCUGUAUAAGUCAUCAAUUUUUUGGAUGGGAACAUCGCAGUCACGCAAAAAUAAGCAUAAUACAAUGAACAGUAAUAACAAAGAGUCGAGUAAAACCCCAGCGAAUGAGAAUGCAAGCAGCACCAGACCCCUGUCCAUUGAGGCAGCACGACCCUCUGGACCGAUGCAUCCAGUGGAAAAUCAGCCAAGACAACCAGAGAAUCUUCAAGGGCUCUUGAGAUUCGCCAUGGAAGCUACGAAAGCAGAAGACGCACCUCAUAGCACUCACUUCACUCCGAUGGACGAGGAGAGAAAGAAGUUUCUGAACGAGGCAAUCAAUUCUCUGACAGUGAACGUUAUCGAAGAGCUGCAGAAGUCGAUAAAACUUCUGAGAGAUGUAAUGGAAUUGCGUCCAGAGGACGAUCCAGCUGAUUACGAAAAUGCCCUGGAAGUAAUUGCCGAAUACAUCGACAGUACAGACAUUGCUAACGAUUUUUAUAAAAUCGGGGGCUUCUCCAUCUUCGGUCACUGUCUGAACUCCCCUCACGCCUCGAUCAGGUGGAAAGCCGCAGAUAUCAUUGCUGAGCUGACCCAGAACAACCCUUUUUGUCAAGAUAAGGUCCUGGAGAUGGGACUCAUGCCUAUUCUGCUGGGAAUGGUCGAUUCUGAUCCCUCAGAUCAAGCGAGGAUCAAGUCGCUUUAUGCAGUAUCGUGCAUCGUCCGAGGUAACGCCCUCGCACUGAAGUACAUGGACGUCAAUGAUGGAUAUGCAGUACUGAUGAGAGCCCUUCAGAGUCCAAUCGAAAAACUUCAGAUAAAAUCAGCAUUUUUGCUCUCUGCACUUUGCAAUAAAGAGAAUGCACAUGUUAUCAGAUCGAAAAUGAUUAAAAUGGGGCUAGUAAAGCAAGCUGCUGAAUUGCUGGCAAUGUCGACAGCUCUUCCUGACACCAGAGACCGUUUGCUGGAUAUUCUUAACAGUCUCACCCUCGACAGUAAUCUCCCUGCUCUCAGAGAGUGCAGGCGACCUGAAUUGAGGCUUAAGGAGACCUUGGAACGUCACCUGCUAGAUUUAAACGCUGAAGAAGCUGUUGAUGAGGCCCAGUCUUGUGCCCAGUUACUCGAUAAAAUCUUCGCUGACCAAUCGAUGAAUCAAGAUAGAUAGCUACUCUAAUCAAUAUUUUAUAAUAUUUCAUUUGAUUGUUUUCACGUAGGAAAAAAUUCAAUCAAUUUCCAAACUUUCCUCUAAUUUGAAUUUUUUCAGACGUGUUUCAGUUCAUUUUCGCAGCAAAGUGGGAAAACGAAAUAAUCAACUCAACUCUGCUAGGUUUCUUGAAAAUAUUUCCAAAAAUAAGGGAGAUAACCAAAUUUUUCUAAUAACCUUUUUCGUAAUUCUUAAUUAGCUCUACCAAAAAGGUUGUUAUAGAAAUUUUCAUUUUUGCUUUAAUUUAGGAGAUAUGAACAGAAAACUAGAUCAAUUUACGUCGUUUUUCCACUUGACUAGUUUUGGACAAUAAAGAAUUGAUUAACAAUAA
This is a messenger RNA of Fopius arisanus, 1768 nucleotides long. Its product is annotated as hsp70-binding protein 1. The transcript is spliced from 5 exons. Gene Ontology annotation, cellular component: endoplasmic reticulum. The record is from RefSeq and is a predicted model, not a curated record. NCBI's taxonomy places the organism in Eukaryota, Metazoa, Arthropoda, Insecta, Hymenoptera, Braconidae. Gene Ontology annotation, molecular function: adenyl-nucleotide exchange factor activity. Bases 283 to 1398 code for a protein of 371 amino acids.